UUAGCAAAGAUCAAUUUAUUUAUGUUGUGCAUGUAUCCGCAAAGCCCGGGUGAUGCUGGCGUCUUCCAGAUUGCGUUGUAUUGCACGAUGUCCGAGUGUUUAUCCCGCGGGUUACGUAUGCAACGCAUGCAUAUGUGAGAAGGGAAAAGACUCCACCAUAAAGCUAUUUGGGGUUAACAAUGUUCAAGGAAACGGGUUUAAUUGACCUAUUUUCCAACACACUCCGGAGGGAGGGGAACGGAAGGGACGCAGCGAUGAGUGCCAAAGUCGACAUGGACGUUCCAACCAAAGAGCCGGACCGUACGCCACCAGUCUCCUCUUCCUCCUCCUCUUCCUCCACCACCACCUCCUCCUCCACCACCACCUCCUCCUCCUCUUCCUCCACCACCUCCUCCUCCUCCUCCUCCUCUUCCUCCUCGCCCCCCACCGACACCAUCCUCGUGUGCAGCAAAGAGGGGACGUCCAAGGGCCCCCUUCUUCCUCCCCCACCACCUCCUCCAGCUCCUUCUCCGUUGACCCAGACGACCACCACGGCUCUGCUCCUUCCAGCCAUAGUCCUACCCGGUCACCAAAAGCUGGAGGUGACGUCAGCCACUGUAGUGGCAGAGCCCGGGAAAGUGGGCGGGGUUAUCGAGGCGACCACACCCACAGCCCAGGUGGGCGGGGCCUGCAGCAUCGUCCACGUACUGGAGUGGAAGGAGGGAAUGACUCUUCUGCCCACCACUAACCUCAAAUUCUGUGUUGGCGAUGUGGGAACGCUGAGCGCGCUGAUCACCCCGGCGAUCGCCAGCAGCUCCCCCCAACCAGCCGCCGGGGCUUCUGGGAAGUCUGCCGCUGCGGAGGGAGCAGCAGUGACCACGACAGAUGCGUCGGCAGCCCCCGCCGUCCCAGUUUGCGGCCCCCCAGUGGAGGCGGUGGAGGGGGGGGUCCCGGUCGAGGUGGGGGUCCCGGUGGAGGCGGGGGUCCCGGUGGAGGCGGGGGUCCCGGUGGAGGCGGGGGUCCCGGUGGAGGCGGGGGUCCCGGUGGAGGCGGGGGUUCAGGCGGGACCGCGGCAGCAGAACCAGGAACCCCGAGCCCAGCGGACCUACCCAGAGGAGCUGCGCAGGGAGCCAAUCACAGAGAAGCGCAUCAUCGGCGUGGAGAAGAUCCCGGCGGGCGGCCGCGUCCCCUCCCUCAACCCGGACCACCUGAAGCCCAUGAGGAAGAGGAAGAGGAAGGAGUACCUCAGCCCCUCGGAGGACGACUCGGACAUGGAGGCGGGGGAGGAGAAAGCAGACGACUGCAAGACGGACAGCCGGCACAUCAGAGGAGCGGGGGACAAUAAGACGGAGCAGUGGACCUGGAGCCAGUACCUGGAGGACUGCAGCGCCAUCGCAGCGCCCCACCUGCUCUUCCAGGAGGCCCAGCGCGUCCCGACGGUGAAGAGCAGCUUCAAACAGGGGAUGAAGCUGGAGGGCAUCGACCCUCAGCACCCAUCCAUGUACUUCGUCCUGACGGUGGCCGAGGUCUGUGGCUACCGCCUGCGGCUCCACUUCGACGGCUACUCCGACUGCCACGACUUCUGGGUCAACGCCAACUCGCCGGACGUGCACCAGGCGGGCUGGUGCGAGAGCACCGGGCACAAGCUGUACACGCCCAAAGGCUGUAAAGAGGAGGAGUUCACGUGGAACAACUACCUGAAGAUGACUAAAGCACAAGUGGCGCCCAAGGAGCUGUUUGCAACUCCAGGAAGAAUCGACAUGCCAGGCGGGUUCGAGGUGGGCAUGAAGCUGGAGGCCGUCGACCGCAUGAACCCCUCCCUCAUCUGCGUAGCAACCGUAACCGACGUGGUGGACGAGCGCUUCCUGGUUCACUUCGACAACUGGGACGACACCUACGACUACUGGUGUGAUGCCAGCAGCCCGUACAUUCAUCCGAUUGGCUGGUGCCAGGAGAGGAACCUCCCCCUCACUCCACCCCAAGAUUACCCCGAGCCCGACCGCUUCUCCUGGUCGCGGUAUCUGGACGAGAGUUCCACCGCGGUCGUCGCUGAAGCCUUCAACGUGCGGGGGGCUCAUGACUUCCAGGUUCAGAUGAAGCUGGAGGCGGUGGACAAGAGGAGCCCGGGGCUGAUCAGAGUGGCCACGGUGGAGGAGGUGGACACGCACCGCAUCAAGGUGCACUACGGCUGGAGCCACGUGUACGACGAGUGGAUGGACUCGGACCACCCGGACAUCCACCCGGUGGCCUGGUGUGAGGCCACAGCCCACCCCCUCAAAGUACCGCCCAGCGACCCCAAAACACAGAGCAGCUCCCACGGUCCAAAGGAGAUCCCUGCCAUUGGCCAGUCCAGUUUUCCCGCCUCUGCGCCGUGUAAACCAAUCAGCCACCCGAGAACCAACAAGUACAGCUUCCAUCACCGGAAAUGUCCAACCCCAGGAUGCGACGGUUCCGGCCACGUGACUGGCCGCUUCACCGCCCAUCACUGCUUAUCCGGCUGCCCAUUGGCUGAACGCAACCAGGGACGACUUAAGGCGGACCUUUCAGACACAGAGUCCAAGAGAAACCUUUUCUUUGGCCAAAGGAACAAAAACCACUACCGUGGCAGGAUUGGUCGUCCUCCAAAAUACAGGAAAAACCAGCAGAGAAGCUACCAGAACAUGACCUCGGAGGGCGUGUACCCGUCCCUGUUCAUGUCGGCGCUGACCGUGCAGUCGGACCGCGCCCUGUCCCUCUGCUGGGAGCAGCACUGCAAGCUGCUGCCGGGGGUCCAGGGCAUCCACGCCAGCCAGGUGGCUGCCUGGAGCAUCGACGAGGUCUUUGGGUUCGUCCUCAACCUGACCGGCUGCGAGGACCAGGCUCGCCUCUUCAAGGAUGAGAUGAUCGACGGCGAGGCCUUCCUCCUGCUGACCCAGACGGACAUCGUGAAGAUCAUGAGCAUCAAGCUCGGCCCCGCCCUCAAGAUCUCCAACGCCAUCCUCAUGUUCAAGAGCACCGACGAGGGGCUCAAGUGACCCCGCCCCCGCGCCGGCCUCACCGGCCAAUCAUCAUGUGCCAAACCCAUCCCAUUGCUGAGAAAACAAAAAAGAAACAGCCACCGCCUCCACCUCCACCUCCACCUCCACCUCCACCCCCCCUCCCUCCAUCCGUCUUGUUUCCCAUGCCCAUCAGAGGAGGGGGGGGGGGGGCGUUCUGACCCGGGGUCUUAGGCGCCAUGGCGAUGGGUCAGCUGCGAACCGUGACCGCGAUGCAGAGUACCGUACGGCCCCGCCUCUCGCGCCCACCGACGUCUGGAGGAACGCGAGUACAACAGGUGGAUUCGGGAGGGGGGGCGGAGCCACAGUGGACUGCGGUCAGACGCCCCCCGACCAAUGAGAACACACUUAUUAGGGAGAACUACAGAGUGGUGCAUCCCACUCAUCCCCGAAGGAAUUAACGUUGACGAGAGGACCCUGACGAUGUGAGAUUAACGAGACUAUGUUCGGAAAACAGGGCGGGACUUCUUCUGAGAUGAGCUUUCGACAAUACACUUGAUUUGCCAUAAUACAGAGUUUUUUACUUCAGGGUAUGAAACUGCAACCUGGUGGAUUGUGACACAGAAUCAACUGGAAAGUCGUCCUGGAAACCGUUAGGAAAGGGGCAGGUGCUUGCAAAAGAUACAUGGCUUGUGAUUGGAUGAACCAUCUGUCCGUCACGUAUCACGCAGAUCACGUGGUUUCUGCAAGGGCACCGAUUGGUCCGAACCGCUGUGGUUUCAGACGCAAGCGCAGCACCUGAGGACCGGUGUGGGUACCAGAUUGACUCGGCUGCCAGAUCGACUCGGGGUCCUGCGCUUACAGAUGACGUAUCGACACUUGACGUGUCGACACAAGCCAACGGACAAAACCCGGAAGGGUUGUUUAUAAAAGGGGCUGUAUCAUGGACAUAAAAAGAAGGCUCAAUCCGUUUUGGUUUUGAUUUCAUUGAACGCAGCCCGUUCUUUCGCACAAACAAAGCCAUUGGAAACACGUCUAAAAGCACUGAUGAAUGCAUAUGUAACCCAGUUCCUGUUAGGGACUCUUAUUCUGAAGGAGGAGAACGGAAGUGUCUGCGUGUGGAUCGCUGUUUAGACUCUGUGUUGGGAGCGCUGGAAAUAAAGUGGGUCGCCCCGUUCAGUGAAUGGAGUUAACCGAUUCUUCUUUUAUAUAUAACCCAAGUAUAGGCAACAAUAAUUUGUACAUUCGAUUAUUAUUCAUAGAUUAGAAUAAUCAAAAGGAGAUCGUUAAUACUUGGGAAUAACAUGGGAAUGAUUGCGCAUGCGCAUUUAAAAGACAGCGUUUACAGGAAGUGCGUCAUUAUUGCGCAUCUAGGACCCCGAGUCGAUCUGGCAGCCGAGUCAAUCCGACACCCACACCGGCAGGAUGGAUUCCCGCACAAUCGGGAUUUCGCGAAUCCAGCGCAUGGUGAACAAAAACGGGAAAUAAAAUUAACUAGAGAGUCAGGACACACUGAGAGACUCCGGCCAAACAGAGGGAAGCGAGGGGGUCGAGCCUUAAAGGCCUGACACCUUUUGUGCAAUAAACAAAAAAAUACUAUGACUGCUGAUUUACCGACUGGACGUGUCUGGUUCACGCCAUCUUCUUUUCGUCUGGUCUUAAAGUAGUCACGAACUGCUUAAAUGGGAUUCAGCAGCUUUUUCUUUGUGUUGGUUUCUCAUUUGCCAGUUAAUUAGGUUAACUAAUAUAGUGUACAUAGAGAGGAACCAUGAAGUGGUGGUCAUGGACGGUGCGGUACCUUAGGUUUGGACAACUUUUCUUUGUUGCGUGCAGAACUAUUGCGAUCUGAAAAUGUGAAAUGUUUGGAGAUGUAAUCUUAGUAUGCAAGUUAUUAAAACAAUUGUGUUCUUUAAUUAAAACCUUACUUAAAGAAAACAAAAACGUAUAUUGAAGCACAAUAUUCUUCAAUGAAAGACGGAGAGUAGAUUACUGUUCUAUGAAUCGGACAUUGGAGUUAAAACGUGUACAUUUUAGCACAACCGCCCUGAGCUCUGAAGGUUUUAUAGAGGUGCAGCGAGUGGAACUCACUUUUAAAUGUCCUCCUUUAAUGUGUGUCCCGAAAGAUGUUUACAUUUGAUGUACAUACCGUUUUUAAAGGGCUCACAGACCCUGGAGUAUCCCUGAGUGUGUCUCUGGUGGGACGAUGGGCUUCAAGAUAAACGGGUCACAACUGUCAUUGAAUCCAUGUUAAUUAAAUGUUUCAUUAAACUGGACUGGACUUACUAA
Gadus macrocephalus (Pacific cod) is the source of this 5240-nucleotide messenger RNA. RefSeq names its product lethal(3)malignant brain tumor-like protein 1. NCBI's taxonomy places the organism in Eukaryota, Metazoa, Chordata, Actinopteri, Gadiformes, Gadidae. Gene Ontology annotation, molecular function: zinc ion binding; protein binding. The record is from RefSeq and is a predicted model, not a curated record. Gene Ontology annotation, cellular component: nucleus. Gene Ontology annotation, biological process: regulation of DNA-templated transcription.